Zea mays is the source of this 1807-nucleotide messenger RNA. RefSeq lists its product as uncharacterized. Gene Ontology annotation, molecular function: zinc ion binding; sequence-specific DNA binding. The record is from RefSeq and is a predicted model, not a curated record. Lineage: Eukaryota; Viridiplantae; Streptophyta; Magnoliopsida; Poales; Poaceae. Gene Ontology annotation, biological process: regulation of DNA-templated transcription. The transcript is spliced from 2 exons. Bases 231 to 1535 code for a protein of 434 amino acids.
ACCCAAAACAACAUGGAGAAAAAAAACUAACUGAGCAUGACUCGUCAUCUUUUCCAACUCUCUUUCUUCCCCUUGUUCUGCUGACGCGCCGGUCCGUUGGUCGCCUCCUAUCUGCUCGCUCGCCCGGUCCGGCCUCCGUCCAUGGCGAUGGCGGAUGAUGAGGACAAAGGAGAGUUGCGCAGCCGCCUGGAUUGGACCCAAGAACCCGGCGACCCGUGGCGACCGGCGACAUGGCCGGCGGUGGCGGAGAGGAGGAGUGGGAGGGCCCCCCCGGCUACGUGCUCUCGCUCCCGGCGGUGGCGCCGCUCCUGCCCGUCGCCGUCUCCUGCCUCGACGCCACCGUCCGGCGCAAGAGGCGCAGCCGUCCCCGCCUCCGUGCCCAGCCGUCGGGCUGGUGGGCCUUCAAGCUCCCCGUCCCCGCGCCGGAGGAGGCAAAGGGGCCGGUUCUCCCAGCGUCGGUGGUUAAUAAUCCGUCUGAGGAGGCUCGUCCACAGAGCCUGUGCGUGCGCCAGGCGCCGUCGCCAGACCCAUACACCCCCGCGGCGGCAGAGGAGAGGCCGGUUAAGAGUGUGAGGAUGUGCCUGCAGUGCGGCGCGGUGGUGACGCCGCAGUGGAGGUCGGGGCCGAUGGGGCAGGGCACGCUCUGCAACGCCUGCGGGGUCCGGCUGAAGGUGGCCGGGGCACUGCGGGGGCAGGUGCGGCACCGCCCCGCGCCGAGGACGGCCGCCCGACCGCCCCCGGACAGCCCGGCCUCGGAGUCGUCGCCUGACAGCCCGAUCUGGGAGCCCGGGUCAGUUCCCGACGUUUACCUGGUGAGGAAGAUGCCUCUGAAGCAGGGGAGACCUCCGCCACCGUCGCCGAUGCCCGCGCCGCCGCCGCCAGCGCCAGCGGUGUACCUCGUCAAGAAGAAGAGGAAGAAGACGCCGGCUUCGGUGGCCUCGGCGAAGAAGCCGUGGCGGCCCCCGAAGUCCGCGAAGCAGUGCCUGCACUGCGGGUCGUCGUCGACGCCACAGUGGCGGGAAGGCCCGCUGGGGCGUAGCACGCUGUGCAACGCGUGCGGCGUGCGGUACAGGCAGGGGCGGCUGCUGCCGGAGUACCGGCCGCUGGCGAGCCCCACCUUCGAGCCGUCGGAGCACGCCAACAGGCACAGCCAGGUGCUGCAGCUUCACCGGCAGCGGAGGAGCGGGAGCCAGAGCCACCACCACCAGCAGCAGCACCCUCUGCCCGUGGAGAAGCACCCUCCGCGACCCACAGCCGCGCUCCAGUUUCCCCAGCGGUGGCACGUGAAGGAGGAGUACCCGCCGACGCCGCCCCACCAGCCUCUACCGCACCCGGUGGUGGCCGGCAGCCUCGCCGCCGGCGAGCUGCGCGUUGGGGGCAUGGUCGACGCGGCGGCAGAUGCGGACGCCGAUGCAGGACACGGCGGCGGCAACGGCAAUGGCCUGAGCAACGCGCCGAGCUCUCUGGACUCGCUCCUGCUGGAGGGCCCGUCGGCGCCGCUGCUUGUCGACGACGACGAUCCCUUGAUCGAUUAGCUAGCCACUAGCCAGAGCCUACUAGGGGCAAUCCGGCUUCCAGCCUAGCCGAUUUGAGAGAAUAGUAAUCUUCUUGGACCUUCUCUUUCCUGUCUCGGCAACUUCAUCGUCUUUGGUUGUGCGUAUCUCUGUUCAUCUUUCGGCAAAGUUUUUCGUGUAACUUCAUCAUCGUCAAAUGGCAGAAUUUGUACCAAUGCUUAGGUGCUGUCGUAACAGAGAUGAUAAUGGAUGGAUAAUGGCAUAAUGGCAUAAUGGCACUGGCAUGAUCGACC